AUGGCCUCCUGGAUCCGAAGUAACAUAAACGUAGGACUCUUGAACAAGUCCCUGUCCAGGAUGAGAGCCGUGGAUUUGCAGAUGUUCUCCCUUGGAAUGGAGAUGCCUCCGACCAAACCUAGCUUGGUGACCAUCUUUAUUUACACCAUGAUGACCAUUGGAUUCUUCGUCAAAACUUCACUCCUGCCUUCAUUCUUCAGCCAAAUCCUAAACCUUUUAUUCUAUUCUCCGUACGUUCUCAUAAUUUCGAUUGAGGACUAUGUAGACAGAAUCGAUUCCUUACUUCGGCUUCGUUUCGAUACCAUCAAGAAGCACCUACUUCAAUGUUUCGAAAUGGAUGAGAAGAACGCUGUUAAAGUUUUGGAAACAUUGAUCCUCUGUCACAAUCAUCUUUGCGACGCCUCAGAGAAAGUUGACGAAUACCUUUCCGUACAAGUAACUUCAUUAUUGUCUAUAUUUUUUCUUGCAUCGUUUUGUGAAGUUUACGCAACUUCACUUUUGUUCAAAAAUGAAACUUUACCUGAUAAGGGAUUGUUGUUGACAGAAAAAGCUAUGUGGUUUUUAAUUAUGAUCUCUGUCACUUUGCGAGUCUGUCACCAGUUUGCGACCAUCAGUACUGAGGUAAUUUCUUCUCUGAAUAUGACAUAA
Nezara viridula (southern green stink bug) is the source of this 648-nucleotide messenger RNA. The record is from the annotation of a GenBank genome assembly. Lineage: Eukaryota; Metazoa; Arthropoda; Insecta; Hemiptera; Pentatomidae.